GUGCAUUCUAACUCUAUCUCUUCUUCGACGGAAACCUGGCCUAUUUAAGCUCCUACAUUCCCCGGCAUAGACAACGUACCUAUAGCCAUUUGAUCGCUACCACCGCUGCUUCCAUAACACUGCUGUAAGCUCGUAAGAGAGGAAAAUGGCACGCGCAGCAGCUGCCAGCAUCGUGGUGGUCGCUCUGGUUGCGGUGAUGCUCCUCGCGGCGGCGCACACCGCCGACGCCACCAUCAGCUGCGGCCAGGUGAACUCUGCCUUGGCACCCUGCCUAACCUACGCGCGCGGCGGCACCGGCCCGUCCGCAGCCUGCUGCAGCGGCGUCAAGAGACUCGCCGCUGCCACCCAGACCACUGUCGACAGGCGCGCCGCGUGCAGCUGCCUCAAGAUGGCCACCGGCCGCAUCAGCGGGCUCAAGGCAGGCAACAUCGCCAGCAUCCCGUCCAAGUGCGGCGUCAGCAUCCCCUACGCCGUCGGCGCCUCUGUCGACUGCUCCAGGGUCAGCUGAUCUGGAGAAUGGAGUUAAGGUCACGCCUCUAUAAAUAUACGUGUGUAUAUCGAACAAAAGCUUGGGUCUCCAUGCAUGACGGGCUGUACGAACGUGUGAUCAGACCCUGCGUGUGGUGUGCAUGCAUGUACGUCGAGCCAGCUCUUGACGGCCACGACUGAAUCAAUGUUUAUUUCAAAGUGUGCAAGUGACAGUGUCGGUGGAAUAUAUGUGUCGAGUUGUUAA
Molecule: messenger RNA, 733 nt
Organism: Hordeum vulgare subsp. vulgare (domesticated barley)
Lineage: Eukaryota; Viridiplantae; Streptophyta; Magnoliopsida; Poales; Poaceae
Product: non-specific lipid-transfer protein 1-like
Exons: 1
Coding region: 146-508 (120 amino acids)
Biological process (GO): lipid transport
Cellular component (GO): membrane
Molecular function (GO): lipid binding
Source: RefSeq, a predicted model, not a curated record